UUCUGGGCUUGAAACCCCGGUGCGGCCUGCGUUGCGGUCCUGCUGGGGCGCCUUCGAACCUGCUUCGGAAACAUUAGGAGAAGGUGAUUUCCAAAGCCAAUUAUGAAAACAUUUGUCGUUGGAAUCGGUGGGGUGACAAAUGGUGGGAAAACAACACUGGCAAAGAACUUGCAGAAACACCUUCCCAACUGCAGCAUAAUAUCUCAGGAUGACUUCUUCAAGCCAGAGACUGAGAUAGACAUAGAUGAAAAUGGAUUUUUGCAGUAUGAUGUGCUUGAAGCACUUAACAUGGAAAAGAUGAUGUCAGUCAUUUCCUGUUGGAUGGAAAAUGCAGGACACUCUGCUGGACCAGCAGCCUUGGAAAGUGCUCGAGGGGUUCCCAUUCUAAUUAUCGAAGGGUUCCUUCUCUUUAAUUAUAAGCCACUGGACACCAUAUGGAGCAGAAGCUACUUCCUGACCAUUCCAUAUGAAGAAUGUAAGAGGAGGAGGAGUACAAGAGUGUAUGAGCCUCCAGAUCCUCCAGGGUACUUUGAUGGCCACGUGUGGCCCAUGUACCUAACGCACAGACAAGAAAUGAACGCCAUCACCUGGGAGAUUAUUUACUUAGAUGGAACAAGGUCUGAAGAGGACCUCUUUUCUCAAGUGUUUGAAGAUAUCAAGCAAGAGUUAGAGAAGCAAAAUGGUAAAUAUUGUUCUAUCAAAUUGUGUGGUGGAGAAGAAAGAAUCUUAACCACAAUUCAUUACAUUCCAAGUGUGCACAAUGUGAAGCAUGGAAGCAUGAAGAAGGGCUGUGCAAACUUCAGCCAAAAGAAAGGCAACAUCUAUUUCAGGACACUGCCGAGCUGUCACACACUCAAAUGUUACUUGCUGGGAAAAUGUGUUACUACAAGAAAAAGCUCAAGCCACGGGUCAGCAUUUCUAUUGGGACUUCCCAUCUGCCACCUGGGCAGCCUUCUGGCCACAGUGCUAUACAGUCGCUUGUCAAAGCUCAAUGGCACUUCUCAGGAAGAAUUAGAAAAACAGAAGUGGCAUCUUCUGCAAUAA
Molecule: messenger RNA, 1044 nt
Organism: Psammomys obesus (fat sand rat)
Lineage: Eukaryota; Metazoa; Chordata; Mammalia; Rodentia; Muridae
Product: nicotinamide riboside kinase 1-like
Exons: 3
Coding region: 103-1044 (313 amino acids)
Cellular component (GO): cytoplasm
Source: RefSeq, a predicted model, not a curated record